AUGGCCGAAGUUAUCGGGGUUGUCUCAGGCGCACUCACUUUCGCAACGGUUAUUGUCCAAAUCGGAAAAUCCAUCACCGUCAUAAAGGAUUACUGGGAAGAAUUCAGAGAUGCACCAGCUGAUUUACAAAGACUAGUUGAAGAAAUUAAAGUCUUUGGUCUCAUCUUGGCGAAUAUCGACGAGGACUUAUCCCAGCCUUCUGUUUCUUCCGCAUUGGAGAAAAGCAAACAUGCUCCACAUAUUUUGGAGUUGUGCAAGAAAGCCGCGGAGGAGUUGGACUUGGUCUGCAAGGAUCUGAGUCAAGACGUUGGAUCAUCUUCCAACUGCGUGCGCAGGACUCGCAAAGCCUUGCGAGUUAUGACGUCGAAAGGGAAGAUUGAGAAAAAUAAAACGCGGUUGCAAAAUGCCGUUCAAUGGCUUAUGCUCUCCCAGCAAACUUAUACAAUAGCUUUUUUACAGAUCCAACCUCAAUUGAUUGCGGAAAAGAUAGCCCAACGAGAAUUAUACUUCUCGGCGUCAACGCAACUACAGACACAUACGGCUACACAAGAAUCGUGUGUAAACUACACACCGAUCGGAACGGCGCGAACAAAAGCCUGGACCUCUGUUCAAAACAGGGGCAAGUACUGGAGGCUCACAUUGCCAUCGUGGAUAACUUCCAAAGUGCUUGAAGUAGGUGGCAUGAGAGUUCCCGAUGGAUGGAACUGGGUGUUACGAACGUACAAUAUCAUCCCAUAUGCUUCAGAAGUUGUCUUUCUUAUCCGUAAGGGUGAUAUUAAAGGUCUUCAAGAUCUUUUUGCCUCGAGGCAGGCUUCCGUCUUCGAUCUUGUUUAUGGUCACAUUGGAUUACUCCAGUACACGAACAGAGUAGACGUGCUCGAGUUUCUCCUGGGACAAGGGGCAGAUCCAGCAACAGUACGCACUGGACUGAUAGUUGAUUUUAAUUUGGAGGGCAGAUUCCAAUCGUCUAUUCCGUACAUGCGGGUCCUCUUUCGCCAUCUCCAUAUCACGUAUGAUUCUACAACUGAGGCUACCAACGGACUUUUCAGAUACUUCCACGGUACCCCAGAGGACUUUCUGUUCUUGCAACGAGCCUGCUUCCCAUCAUUUUAUCAAUUACCUCUAUCCGAUCGCAUCAAAAUGGCAAUUGGAAUCGUAGGUCUUUCGUGUUUUCACCCUUACAUGCCAGACCUCUUCAAAACAAUCAUAGGAAAAGAUGUUCUAGAAGCCAAGGAAAUUCAACUGAAGUUUCGUUCUCGACGCUACCCGAGCACAACGAUAUUCCAUUUCGUCGCCAGAAACAUGGGAUGUGAGCAAGAACCGCCUCUACCUUUUGGCUUGAAACUACCAGGGACGAGCAUGCAGACUCAGUGCGCCAGCUGGUACCAAGCAAAGACCUCGUGGUGGGGGCUAUUUCAAGAAUAUCUACAUACAGGUGCAAACAUCCAUGACCUUGUCGAAGGCAGAACUAUAUUCCUCUCAUUUCUUACCGGUUAUGACAAUCAUAGUUCGUGGCUGACGUCGCAGAGACGCAGAAACGAUCUUGGCUCGGCCACAGAGCUCUGGCUCAAGGCUCUUCAAGCAAAUGGAGUCGAUCUCAAGCAGUUUGGUCGUGCGGAACUUGUGAUUUGGAGAAAUGAAAACAUUCGCAAAGAGUUCGUUGCGCACGGGUGUCAUGACAGACUCGCCAAGCGAAUUAUUGGUUUCACAUAUGGCCCAUCACCUGAAGACUGGCAUCUUUGGGUUUCCGAACCGACAGAUCGGUUUGCUGGGGAGUUUUGGAGCCUGAUUGAGCGACCUGUGGAAGUCAUGCCAGGUACCUGGCCGGAGCAAUAG
Penicillium paradoxum is the source of this 1836-nucleotide messenger RNA. RefSeq lists its product as uncharacterized. NCBI's taxonomy places the organism in Eukaryota, Fungi, Ascomycota, Eurotiomycetes, Eurotiales, Aspergillaceae. The transcript has 4 exons. The coding region runs from base 1 to 1836 and encodes 611 amino acids. The record is from RefSeq and is a predicted model, not a curated record.